This is a messenger RNA of Drosophila kikkawai, 898 nucleotides long. RefSeq lists its product as uncharacterized. Lineage: Eukaryota; Metazoa; Arthropoda; Insecta; Diptera; Drosophilidae. The record is from RefSeq and is a predicted model, not a curated record.
CCAAGCCUAACGGAAGAAGAUCAGGAGCAGAAUGCGGCAGGCACACUUCACUUCCCAGCUCCUGCUGGCCACAGCCAUCCUCUACGCUUGUCUGGCACCCGCAUCCUGUGUCUACGAAUCGGUGAUUCUCAAUUUCCUUAACGAGUUUCGCAUGCGUAUGUGCCACCCCAUUCCGAACCUGGGACUGCCCGCCCUGGAUCCCCUGCAGUUGGGUCCGGCCGAGGCAGCGGUGAACAAUAAAUAUCUUGUGGACUUUACUGGAUCCAUCGAUGACUUCAAGUUGCAGGGACUAUCCGAUUUUGAUGUGCCCACUCUUACCCUGAGGCCGGUGAUCGGACUGACGAGCACCAUGAACAUUACCUUUCCCCUCACCCACUUUGAGUCCUUGUACACGGCCAAGGGAUCGCUUGCCUACAUCCUCAACCUAGCCGGCGAUGGCAAUGCCGAAGCCUCCAUCACUGACUUUUCGAUCCGAAUCUCCUUCCGAAUGAGAUCCCUGUCUCCGCUGGGCAUCUCGAACCUGCAAAUCGCACUGCAUCUUGGAGAUCUUAAGAUCAACUUCGAAAACCUGCUGGAGGAGGAGCGAGUGAAUGAGUUUAUUCACGCUCUGGUCAACGAAAUGGGCGUGGAGCUGCUCGGUGAUGUUUGGGACUAUGGGCAGGGCACAGUGGUUUCCAAAGUUCAAACUGCUGUCAACCAUUUCCUGGGUCAGUUCACAUUGUCGGACAUAAUUUCCAUCAUAACUGGCGGAGGAAAUGGUGAGGAGAGUGCGCCCAUAUUCGAGGGAGUUGAGCCCGACUGCAAACUUGAGGCCAGCACAAAGAACUAAGACUGAAACCAACCUCUUACAUAAGUCCCUAUAUUAAUAUAGGCUAAGAAAUAUACCAACAUAUGAAUA